Molecule: messenger RNA, 3397 nt
Organism: Entelurus aequoreus (snake pipefish)
Lineage: Eukaryota; Metazoa; Chordata; Actinopteri; Syngnathiformes; Syngnathidae
Exons: 10
Coding region: 466-3369 (967 amino acids)
Molecular function (GO): protein dimerization activity
Source: RefSeq, a predicted model, not a curated record
CGGGACUUCUUCGUCCUGUCCUAUGGUCCAUACUACAUUCUACAGUACAGGAGGUCGAGGUAUGAACAUGUCGAGUCAUAGCAGCAAACUGCCAGUAAGAAGACGAAAUCGAGCUGGUUGCUUGUUUCUCUCGCGAGAUCUGACAACACUGCGCGAGAACAAGACAGAAGGACGAGGGCAAGACACGAUGGCGUUCCAACCGCCUUUAAACUAAAUAAGAAUAAUAUUGAAGGUGCGGCUGUAUUUAUACCAGCUCUGUGUUCCCAAUCAGCACGUACAUGUACACACAUAUGCUGUUUAAUCGCGUAAAUAUCGUUAAUAAUUGUUUGUAUUCGGAUACAUUAGAUUAGUCUUAGCUCGCUAGUUAGCUUAGCUUGUUAGCUGCUAACAAAGAGACGCGGACGUUACCAACACAUCGCUAAGUAGAGAUCAAAUGUGAGUGUAAAGUGUUGUGAUUGUGUGAAAAUGUGCGAAAGAACGAUAGCAAAGUACGAGGAGGAACUUUGUCCAACAAAAGAGGAGAAGGAGCGACAACAUCAACUUCUGGAGGCUUAUUAUAAGAAACAUCAUCAAGUUGUGUUACACAGAACAGACAUCCAGCAGCCUCCUCACAUUAAAGAGGAGGAGGAGGAUCCACAGCCCCCCCACAUUAAAGAGGAAGAGGAGGAAGUGUGGAUCACUCAGGAGGGAGAGUGUCUUGUAGGGCUGACUGGUGUCUCUGUGAAGACUGAAGAGCACGAAGACAAACCACCUGAGUCCUCACAGCUUCAUCACAGUCCAGAACAUCUCCUACCUGAGGAAGAGGAGUGGAGCUUCAGGAAGGAGCAGGGAUUGCCACAGCUCUCCCACAUUAAAGAUGAAGACGAUGCACCAGAGACCCUUCACUAUAAAAAGGAAGAGAAGGACCUGCUGACUUACCACAUUAAAGAUGAAGAGAAGGAACACAGUAUCAGUCAAGAUGGAGAGCAUUUUGAAGGACUGAAGGAGUUCCCAGUGUCUGGUGUCCCUGUGAAGAGUGAAGAUGAUGAGGUCAAAGGUGAAAGUGAGGAGAAGAGAGAGGCGGAGCCUCCAAGCAGCAGCUCAACACAACACAUGACAACAGAAGCUGAUGGAGACCACCAUACUUGCCAACCCUCCCAAAUUUUCCGGGAGACUCCCGAAUUUCAGUGCCUCUCCCGAAAAUCUCCCGGGACAACCAUUCUCCCGAAUAUCUCCCAAUUUCCAGCCGGACAACAAUAUUGGGGGCUUGCCUAUAUAGCACGCCCGCUCCAGGUCCAUGCGGACCUGAGUGAGGACAGCCUGUCGUCACGUCCACUUUUCCUCCAUAUAAACGGCGUGCCGGCCCAGUCACCUAAUAACACCUACAGCUUUUGGAGAGUGCAGAACUGCACACACAACAAGGAGGAGACGAAGCAGAAGAACAAAGAAGAGACAGUCAUGGCGACGACGAGUAAGAAGAAGAAGUACGCUUGCCAGUUCCAAAAUGAUUGGAAACAAGAAUUUCAGUUCAUCCAGGACAGCUCGAAGGGGGAGGGGUAUGCUGCCUGCAAAUUUUGUAGAUCAGACUUCUCCAUUGAACACGGUGGCCGAAUGGAUAUAGUCACUCAUGAACAGUCAGAGAAGCACAAGGCGGCGGCAACGCAGCACCAGUCACAGCCCAGUGUUAUGGGCCACCUUGCUAAAUGGAGACCCGAGGGUGUAACAUAUGCCGAGACAAAGAUGGCUAUGCUGAUAGCUGCAAGCAACAUCCCGUUCUCAUUUGCGGACGUUUUCAACAAAUCCGUGAAGGAUAUGUUCCCGGAUUCAGAGAUCGCUCGCCAGUACUCAAAUUGCAGAACAAGGGCUACCCAGAUAAUGAAAGGUGCCAUUGCCCCGGAAUUGGACAAGGAAGUGAUCAAACUGUGCCAAAACCAACCCUUUGUUCUGAUGUGUAAUGAAAGCACAAGCAGAAACACGGAUAAAGAGUUUGUGAUAUUGGCCAGGGUUUGCGAUCCGAAAACUCAGGAGGUGGUGACGAGGUUUCUGCACAUGCCAGUGUGCAACAUUGGCACAACACAGAACCUCUUUGAGUCACUGAACACAGUGCUAAGUGACAGAAAAAUUGACUGGAGAAACGUUGUGGCAUUUAAUAGUGAUAAUGGCAGUGUCAUGAAGGGGAUGCACAAUUCUGUUGUCAGUAGAAUCAAAGACAUGCAGCCAUCCCUAAUUGACAUGGGAUGCAUCUGUCAUCUGGUCCAGCUGGCCACAGGAUGUGGCAUUAAGGCUCUAUGCCAGCCUCUUGAAGACAUCCUCAGCAGUAUAUAUGCUCACUUUGACAUCAGUGCCAAUCGUUGUGAAAUCCUCAGAGAGUUUGUGGAGUUCACAGACUCAGAAACUCUGAAGAUACUCCGAUACUGUGAAACCAGGUGGCUCAGCCUGCUGACUUGCAUAAACCGGGUGCUCAACCAGUGGGAUGCACUGCAGGCAUAUUUUGCCAGUCAUGAGGAUGUGGAGAAACCUGGCAAGGUGAAGAUGCUGGCAGAGCAUUUAACCAGCAAGAAGACAAAGUUCUUCUUCCUCUUCCUCUCCCAGGCUCUGAAACCACUGGCAAAGUUCAAUGUUAUGUUUCAGGCUGAAGGAGUGAUGGUUCAUAGGCUGCACCGGGAGAUGACCAGCCUGGUGAGAAGAUUAAUGGGAAGAUUUCUCCCUGCCAGCCUUAUUGCUGAUGUCCCACUGAAGGACAUCAAGUUCAAGGAUGCCAGCCUACAGUUGCCAGACAGCGAACUCUUUCCUGGAGCAGCUGCACAAAGCCUCUUGGAGGACAACAUGGAUGAACUUUCCUCCUCUGUCCCAAUGAUGAUCAAGGCAGUGAGAGACUUCUUUGUAGCUGUGACCACAAAGAUGAUGACUGCAUUCCCCCUCGACAACAUCGUCCUCCAAAACCUGACCGUGUUGGACCCAGAGUCACGACAUCAAUUUUCCCCAAACUCAGUUAUAGAGCUAGGGAAGAGUCUUCCGCAGCUGCGAUUGGACCUGGAUAACCUCCGGGAAGAAGUAGUGGAGUACCAAGUGCUUGGCAGGGAAGAUCUUCCUCAGGAAGCAAGGAUUGACCGGUUUUGGGCCAUGCUAGGGAGAGAUGGAAGAUUCCACACUCUGGUGCAUUUGAUGAAGGCACUUUUGUGCGUGCCACACAGCAAUGCAUCAUCAGAGAGGGUAUUCAGCAUGGUUAGAAAGAUAGUGACAGAGAAUAGAACGAGGAUGGACAAUUCAACCCUAAACUCACUCCUUUCCUGCAAAUUAAAUUUCACAGAUGCUGCCCAUACAUAUGCUCCUUCAAAGGCUGUGCUACUGGCUGCAGAGCAUUGCACUUUCGAAUACAACAAUGAGUAGAGGAGUGUUAUGUGUGUAUAUGUGUAAA